AUGGCGGCUGUGUCACGAUGGUACGCUACUUUUGGAUAUGCCACCGACGAAGACGCCAGCAUGAGUUUAAAUCUGGGCAAUAUCCACUGGAUCGUGCGGGGUGCAUGGACUGUUGUGAUAGUUUUAUACGAAAUGUCUAUGAUCUUUGGAGUAGCUACUAAAGUCUACUACCAGCACGAAGAAAUUUUAGAUAAAAUGGACAAGAUCGGAUUUGUGCAAACCACAAAAAUGUAUGCACGCGGCACAACUGAAGCGGCACCACAGCAAGGAGCCAUCGAUAUCAGACAAGACCACCUUGUGAAAGUCAUCCACAUGCUCAGAAAAUCCGAUCGCCCACGCGGUUUUUGCGCUGGAAGAUUGGUCGAUAUAAAUCCACAAGCUAUUCUCCUGCUGAUAGUGUGCGUAGUUGGCUACGUGACCUUUGUUAUCGAUCGCACUGACAAUGCACAGGAGCGCAGGAGCUACGCUGCCGGUGCAAUACGACUGAACUUGUCCCACUGCCGUCCGGAUACCAUUGUGUAUCCAAACAUUUCGUGUGCCCACGCCCUAUCGUAA
This is a messenger RNA of Paramacrobiotus metropolitanus, 555 nucleotides long. RefSeq lists its product as uncharacterized. The transcript has 4 exons. Lineage: Eukaryota; Metazoa; Tardigrada; Eutardigrada; Parachela; Macrobiotidae. The record is from RefSeq and is a predicted model, not a curated record. Bases 1 to 555 code for a protein of 184 amino acids.